This is a messenger RNA of Nothobranchius furzeri (turquoise killifish), 3429 nucleotides long. It is a transcript of the gene cbarpb, whose product is annotated as CACN subunit beta associated regulatory protein b. Gene Ontology annotation, cellular component: plasma membrane; secretory granule. Gene Ontology annotation, biological process: negative regulation of voltage-gated calcium channel activity; negative regulation of calcium ion-dependent exocytosis. NCBI's taxonomy places the organism in Eukaryota, Metazoa, Chordata, Actinopteri, Cyprinodontiformes, Nothobranchiidae. Gene Ontology annotation, molecular function: transmembrane transporter binding. The record is from RefSeq and is a predicted model, not a curated record.
AACCAUCCUGGUGCGCCUGCUGUGUGGAGCAGCUUGUCGGACCGACCACCAGAAACCUUUUUUCAUCUCUACCUCGCUCCGUGGGUCACGUGAUGUAUUUCUGACGGGGUGGUGGGCGUGUCUUAAACGGCGGGGUUUCAUUCAUAAAUCCUUUUAGAUUUAAAGACCAACAUUAAAGUGUUGAGAGGAGUGUUUAGUGUUGUCGGAUUCGCCCCUCCGCUCCUGUGAGGACCAGACUGCUCGGGUAGCCAUGCAGCGCUUUCCUCCUGUUGAUGCGAGACCAGUGGGUCGACCCUGAGGGGAAACGCUGCUGCUCGGGCUCUGUCGGCUGGGUGGGCUGAGGAUGCUGCGAGGGAGCUGAGGAGGAGACUCCUGAUCCUCACACUCAUCCAGAGCUGGUGCUGCUGCUGCACACUGCCUUCCAUCAGGUCACAGGUGUCAGGCUUGUUUGGUAGGAUGCUGGAAAUGAACGAGGUUGGCAGAGGAAAGCUAGAUGGUAGAUUAAAGGUUGCUAAAGUUGAGUGCUGCAGUGACGUCAAGGCGAGCGAGGGGCGCUGAAUGCUGCUGGCAUGUUGCUUCUCCUUUGCUGGGAGGACUAUCUAGUUGACUUGGACCAUGAGCAAUGAGUCUACUGUCUGGAACAUCCUACCAGAAAACUCCACAGAGAUCCCGCUCGAGGUCGAGGAGCAGAAGGAUGGCUACGUGCUCCUGCUGGUGAUCCUGUCUGUCUUUCUGGUAGGAUCACUGGUCUUCAUCUCCGUCUUCCUCAUCGCGUCUCGCCGCUGCUGUCGUGGAGGGCAGUUCUGUCCCAGGGUCAGCGAUGAUCCAGAGAAAUCCACAACGUACAUGGAGGAGUCUCAGCCCACCCAUGAAAUCACUAUCAGGGUGGAUGAGUCAGACUGCCUUUCCAUGGCCAGCUCCCACGACCAGGAGACCGAGCGCUUCCUGUCCACCGGUCCCACGGGCCGCCGCGUCUCCUUCAAUGAAGCUGCACUGUUUGAUCAUGGCAAGAAAACCCAGGAGAAAGGCCGCAGGUACACGCUGACUGAAGGAGACUUCCACCAUCUGAAGAACGCCCGACUCACACACCUCCACACCCCGCCACCGGCCCUUAAGAUAGUCACCAUCCAUGAGUGCGACUCGGCCGAAAACACCAUCACCAUGGUAACGCGGCCUGUUGCUAAAUCAGCACUUUCCAUCUUCCAACCAAUGCUGUGCCCCCUACCACAAACGGCUUUGACAAGCUUGAGUGUCAACCCCAGCAGCAGCGCCCUCCCUGGGGAUGCCCUCAACUCUGUGGUGGACACCAGCUUCUGUGAGAGCCCUUUAGUUCUCAGCACCAAGGAGCCGAGUUCCUGCUCUACAGAGUUAAUAGGAGCAAAGCCGCAGGACAGAGGCAGCAGUGCGAGUGUCGGAGAAGGGAGGACGUUGGGAAACGGCGGCGCUCCCACGGGAGGUGGCUCAGGGAGCCCAAAGCCUGUUCUGCAGUUCCUAACUAAACUUCGGCGCCAUGCAAGUCUGGAGGGGGCUAGUCCCUACUUCAAGAUAAAGAAAUGGAAGCUGGACAGCAGCCAGAGAGCCUCCAGCCUGGACACAAGAGGCUCCCCAAAGCGGAGGCAGUUCCAGCGCCAGCGGGCCGCCAGCGAGAGCAUGGACCAGGAAGACAAUGAUACUCACCACAUAGACCUCAUCCAGUUCAUCGCUCGCACCCAGGAUGUCGCCUACUACCCCAGCCAGCCCACCACCCAUCUCCUCUCACCGCCGUCUACACCACCUCCCUCCCUCGGCAGGGUAGAGGUGGAGGUGAUGGUGGAGCCCAGCGGCAGCCACAGUGGACCGGGGGUGAUUGGCUUGUCCCCUGAUCCUCAAGAUGAAACGCUCUCUGUGAUAAAAAGGGAAGGUGCCAUUGCGUCAGACCUGCACCAGCCGCACGAUCCCCAGUCACUUUAUAGAGACAUCUGGAGUCUACGUGCUUCUCUUGAACAGUACGCAGCCUCUGACCAGAGCAGCAACAAUGACAGGAACUCGGUCUGCAGUGAUGCUGACAGCGUGUGCUCACUGGGUGGACGCACAGAUGCAGAGAGAGGAGGCCUUCCCAGCUACCCAUCCCAGGAUUUAGGGGACGAGGUGGAGGGUGGAGAAGAUAACAAGGAGCUUUUUGUGCCUGUGAAUGAGAAGUUAGGGGUGCAUGAGUCAAGAAAGAGGAAAUUUGGAAGCACAGAAUCAGAGCGUAGGGGUAGUGACGGAGAAUCGGGGACUCGUAAACUCUUGCAGAUGGACAGCGGCUACGCAUCAAUAGAGGCUCCAUCUCGAGGUCCAGAAGACCUGCGAAUGUUUGGGAGUAGUAGCAUCAUUGGCAGCCCUAAGGACAAAACCGCCCAUGAGAGGAGGCAUCAUUUUACCAGCGCAGGGCGAACAGGGACAAUCGGCGAGAGUUUUGAGUCUCGUCUCUCUGAGAAGGAGCACGAAGAUGAAUUGUUGCUGGGUGCCAGUGGAGGAGUUUCCAUCGACACAAGUGCUGGUUCACUGAGCUGGCUGCCACAUGGUCAGAUGCUCAUAGCUCGGGAGGCUGCACAGCCGCCACAUCAACCUGUAAUUCUGCACCGGCGAGACUACAGUAUAGAUGAGAAGACAGAUGUGCUCUUCCAUGAGUUUCUCCGCCAUGACCCCCAGUUUGACCAGCAGGAGUCGCCGAGAAAACACCGGUCUCGAAUCCACCUCCGCAAGCAGUGGCAACGCCACAAACAGUGGAGCGACCCUGGAGCUAGGCACUUCCAGUCUUCCUUUGAGAAACAGCGAACCCCACUGCGGAGGGGGGACAGUGUAAACUACCCCCUGGAUACAAGCUAUCACAGUACGCUGCCUCGCAUCGUCAGUGCUCCUGACGAGGAGACCAGCGAUGGAACCAGCAGCACUCCUGAAACCCCAAAAAUAGACCCAACCACAGUGGCAAACAGAGGAAAGAGCAAAAGUGAAGACUUAUCCUCUUCUCUUCCACUUCUUUAUCCCACCGUCUCUGAAAAAGAUGGAGGGCUUGUCGAGAACCCUGACCCUCAGGAGGACAUUAAACCGAGUGGGAACCUACCCGAACCCUCAGACGAGCGCUCACCCCCUCAGCUGCAUGACUCUUCGAGCUACAGCCCACACACCAUCACAGCAGAGCUCACAGACAAACUAACUGCUAACCUGGAUGAGAGGCUGUAUGUGGGCCUUCACCAGACGACCAAGGACACAGCCACUGAGUGUGCGACGGUGAUGGCCACUCACACCUCUCCAGACCACAGCCCAGUGUAGCAGGACUCCAGUCAUCAGUUUUAUCAGCCUUUACUUGUUUUUGCUGACACCGGUUUUGUUUUGUUUGGUUUGUUUUGAUUCAGUCUUUAGUCUCUGUGUAGACUGACUUAUGAGAAUCCCAACCCAAAAAGAAAA